Histoplasma mississippiense is the source of this 966-nucleotide messenger RNA. Its product is annotated as 3-hydroxybutyryl-CoA dehydrogenase. Lineage: Eukaryota; Fungi; Ascomycota; Eurotiomycetes; Onygenales; Ajellomycetaceae. Gene Ontology annotation, molecular function: oxidoreductase activity, acting on the CH-OH group of donors, NAD or NADP as acceptor; NAD+ binding. Gene Ontology annotation, biological process: fatty acid metabolic process. The coding region runs from base 1 to 966 and encodes 321 amino acids. The transcript has 3 exons. The record is from RefSeq and is a predicted model, not a curated record.
AUGUUCCGCGUUACUGUAGGAUGGUGCAUCGCCAAUGCGGGCUGCUCAAUCGCCUCGAGAUCCUUCAGUACAUCCCCAAUUGCUCAGGCAGCGGCGGAGGUGAAAAAGGUGGGAGUUAUCGGAGCUGGACAAAUGGGUCUGGGGAUUGCGCUAGUUACCGCCCAAAAGGCUGGCGUACCCGUAACCCUGAUUGAUAACUCCCAAGCUUCUAUCGAUAAGGGGAUGCAAUUUGCAGAAAAGCUACUUGAGAAAGACGUCUCAAAGGAGCGUAUUACCAGAGACCACGCCACCCAAAUCCGCUCGAUGAUCAAACCCAGCACCAACCUCUCCGACCUCGAAGACGUAGACUUCGUAAUAGAAGCCGUUCCCGAAAUCCCAGCGCUCAAGUCAUCCAUUUUCGCCCAACUAGCUGAAAUCGCUCCCUCACACGCCAUCCUUGCCACAAAUACAUCCUCCAUCUCCAUCACCAAGAUCGCCGCUGCAACCACCAAGAACCCUACAGACCUGUCUGCCUCGUCGCGAGUUAUCUCCACCCACUUCAUGAACCCCGUCCCCGUCCAGAAGGGCGUGGAAAUCAUCACGGGCCUACAAACGUCCCAGGAAACCAUUGACACUGCCAUGGAGUUCGUCAAACGCAUGGGCAAGAUCCCGGCCCGCUCCACCGAUUCUCCUGGCUUCCUAGCCAAUCGUAUCCUCAUGCCAUAUGUAAAUGAAGCGAUCAUGUGUCUGGAGAACGGUAUUGGCACUAAGGAGGAUAUCGACAGCAUCAUGAAGUACGGUACCAAUGUGCCAAUGGGCCCGCUGACGCUGGCUGAUUUCAUUGGUUUGGAUACGUGCUUGGCUAUUAUGAAUGUGCUGCAUACCGAGACUGGUGAUAGCAAAUAUCGGCCCGCAGGAUUGUUGAAGAAGAUGGUUGAUGCUGGUUGGAUGGGCAAAAAGUCCUCCAAGGGGUUCUAUGAUUAUUGA